AUCAUUGUGAUAAAAUGUCAAAAAAUCAGUUAAAAAUUUAAGGCAUCCGUGGAUUAUUUUUAUUAAAAUUCAAAGUUAAAUAGUUUGUGAAUAUUAGUCAAAGUGGCACGCACGGACGCCAGGUACCAAGUAUGGGAUAUAAGAUGCUCGAAAGAUGGACAAAGAACGUUUUUGAAAAAUUUAGACACCAAAGGAGCUAUAGUGAUCAACAGAGAAACUCGGAAUUCGAUGGAAGUCCUGGUGGAAGGGACUCGGACUAUGCAAGUGGAGAAACUCCUUCGGGAAAGAGAUAUCCGUUUCGAGGUCCUUGUGAGCGACACCAACGGGACCAGUGGGAUCCCGCGCCGUGUCCGCAGCCCCGCCUUGGGCAUCCGGCAACGAUCGCCUUUGAAACGUUAUUUGGAUUGGAAAGACUUUUAUCCUCUUAACAGCGUGUAUAGCUUUUUAGAAGAUUUAGAGACAAGUUUUCCAUCAACUUGUACUGUGACUGUUAUCGGAAAGUCAGUGGAGGGGAGGGAUAUAAAGAUGCUUAAAAUAUCAAAUAGCGAUGCUAACAAUACAGGAAUAUGGAUAGAUGGCGCCACACACGCGAGAGAAUGGAUCAGCACAUCAGUUAUCACUUACAUAGCUGAUCACAUAGCCAGGAACUUUGACAAGUUACCAGAAACCUGUACCACUAAAGACUGGUAUCUUGUUCCUGUAGUAAAUCCAGAUGGUUAUCAUUUCACGCAUACCGUCGAUAGGAUGUGGCGAAAAAACAGAGCACGUUUUGGAAGCACUAUCACAGGAGUUGACCUCAAUAGAAAUUUUGGUAAUUCCCAUUUUAGCUAUUACUGGGGACGAGGUGGUGGUGAGAAUUCGUCAGGUGACCCAAAUCACCUUAACUAUAGGGGCACUGAACCAUUUUCGGAACCUGAAACUACGGCUAUCAAGGACAUAAUUCUGUACUCAGGGACACCGUUUAAGAUAUUCCUGUCGUUGCACGCUUGCAGUGAAGUAAUUGCCUUUCCAUGGUGCCACACGGCUGAUCCUUGUCCUGAUUAUGUAAAUUUACUUGAGGGCGGAACUGCUAUGGCUAAAGCCAUCUACGAAAGCUCCGGCCGCAUGUAUAAAGUUGGUAACUUCAAGGAUAUCAUGUACUUCGCUUGUGGGACAAGUAUAGACUGGAGUUAUGGCACCGCUCGCAUACCCUUCUCCUAUCUUGUUGAACUCAGAAGUAAACAUGAUCGAUUCUUGUUACCGAAAGAGGAAAUUUUAGACUGCUGUAUUGAGAUACUCAGCGGUAUAAAAGCACUUAUCGAAUUUGUAGAUAAAAAGAAGUGUUUGAACUGUGCUGUUAAUGCGAAGAAGUUGCGUCAGUAAUUUUGACGCAAUGCUUAUUUGUAAUGUGCUUUUAAAGUGUUCGUAUCAGGUUUAUCGAUUGAUAAAUAAAAAUGAGAAACAAA
Messenger RNA from Trichoplusia ni (cabbage looper), 1445 nucleotides. RefSeq names its product carboxypeptidase B-like. NCBI's taxonomy places the organism in Eukaryota, Metazoa, Arthropoda, Insecta, Lepidoptera, Noctuidae. The record is from RefSeq and is a predicted model, not a curated record. The transcript has 8 exons. The coding region runs from base 229 to 1362 and encodes 377 amino acids. Gene Ontology annotation, molecular function: zinc ion binding; metallocarboxypeptidase activity. Gene Ontology annotation, biological process: proteolysis.